UUUCCAGCCCCCUAUUCUCCUACAUGGAGCUUGAGCUUAAUCUAGGGGUUUCUCCAGCUCUAGCAAAGGGCACUGCCAGGCAUAUGCUGACAUGUACACGCGCAGGCGAUGGAGAAGGCCAUGAUGAGCUUGUGCUAGAACUAGGAGUACGGACAGCCAAAGGAGACGAACUAGACAAUCUGGAGACAUCCAUGCAACCAGAAGACGUGCGGGAAGAAGAUCUUUACCAAGGCUGCCCUCAACCAACUGCCUCUGCAGAAACAGGGAGUGUGAGCUCAUCCUUGCAGGUGGAAGUUCCUAUGCGCCAGGCAGCUAAAGACAAGGGUGGAUUUGGUGGUAGAACCAAGAAAAGGCUGAGCAAGGAGCAGUAUGGGUUCCUGGAGGACAGCUUCAAGGAGCACAGCACCCUGACGCCAAGACAGAAUAGUGAUUUAGCGAGCCGGCUCAACCUUGGACCGCAGCAAGUGGCCAUCUGGUUUCAAAACAGAAGAGCUCGGACAAAGGUGCAGCAAACCAAGGAGGAGUGCGAGAAGCUGAAACGUGGCUGCGCGGCGCUAACACAGGAGAACCGAAGGCUCCAAGGAGAGGUCGCGCAACUGCGCGCCUUGCUUACCAACCCUGCAAGUUUUGCAGCCACCAACCAGCUCCGUUCCUUUGGGCACUGUGCAGCGGGGCCUGCCAGGGUCGAUUUCUCUUGUACUCCUCGUCGUAGGUGCUAGGGCAGCUCCACCAUCUCUGCCGCUGCCCGAUCGUCGACGACGCUGCAUGCUGCAGCCGUGCCAUGGCACUGCCGGCCUGGUGGCGUCCCAAGGUGCGUGUGGAUAACGUACGGUUAAGAAGAUGCAGGCGGGCGGUACAGGCAAGAUGGAUGUUCAGCUAGGCAAGACGUAUGCGCAGCGUGGAAAGGCCUGGGGGUUUGGCCAGCUGGUGCACCGGCACAUGUGUAUUAAGAGCUCCUUGUUACCGUACGUGUACUCUAUGCAUGUUUAUGCAAUAUACGCUUGUAUAGUAUGUUAAAUAUAUGUAGAUAUCGAGCGCUUUAUUAUUGUUUUGUGAGUUAAAAGGCUUGCUCCGGUUUCC
Molecule: messenger RNA, 1080 nt
Organism: Panicum virgatum (switchgrass)
Lineage: Eukaryota; Viridiplantae; Streptophyta; Magnoliopsida; Poales; Poaceae
Product: homeobox-leucine zipper protein HOX7-like
Exons: 4
Coding region: 24-719 (231 amino acids)
Biological process (GO): regulation of DNA-templated transcription
Molecular function (GO): DNA-binding transcription factor activity, RNA polymerase II-specific; sequence-specific DNA binding
Source: RefSeq, a predicted model, not a curated record